AUGGGAAUUCCCUGGAUUGUGGUGUGUACUUUGGAAGCUUAUGGCAGGCCCCUUGUGAGGCAGAAGCACACAGGCUCAGAAGAUAUGGAUACGCUGACUUUUGGUACCCCUAUUUUGCUGAAAAACCUCACAGCGAGUGAACAGAAAAAGCUCCCUGUGACAGAAAUCAAUCUAAGCAAGGCUCUAGAAGAGCUGGACAUGCCCAUGCAGCAGUUUAUUGACCUCUGCAUGCUCCUUGGUUGCGACUACCUCGAUCCCAUCAAAGGGAUUGGCCCCAAAAAAGCUCUCAAACUAAUCCGAGAACACAAGAGUCUAGACCAAGUCCUCGAAGUCCUGCAGUCGGGCGAACGAAUGAAAAAUGAAGAAGUUCAUGAAUCUAAUAUACUAGCAGACGAGCCAAAUGGGGAGGCGCCGAAAAAGCGGGGUGCGAUUCAAGUGCCCGAGUUUUGGCCCUACCAAGAGGCCCGAGUGCUUUUCCGAGACCCUCAGGUCCAAGACGGAAACACCGUGCAGGACCGAGUACGCCGUGGCUGCGAAAAAUUGUCCAAGGCGGUCGGCCAGAAACAGCAGGGCCGGCUGGAUGGCUUUUUCACGUACGUUCAGGCCAUUCCCUCAACUGACGCCAGCGUUCAACCGCGUCAAGGGGCAGCCCCCCCAAAACGCAAGAAUGCACCUACGCCGGCCAGCGGGAAAGCACCUCGAGGAAAAUCGGCUCGUUCCUAA
Molecule: messenger RNA, 723 nt
Organism: Malassezia sympodialis ATCC 42132
Lineage: Eukaryota; Fungi; Basidiomycota; Malasseziomycetes; Malasseziales; Malasseziaceae
Gene: RAD27
Exons: 3
Coding region: 1-723 (240 amino acids)
Cellular component (GO): cytoplasm; nucleus
Molecular function (GO): DNA binding; 5'-flap endonuclease activity; 5'-3' exonuclease activity
Source: RefSeq, a predicted model, not a curated record